Molecule: messenger RNA, 280 nt
Organism: Meira miltonrushii
Lineage: Eukaryota; Fungi; Basidiomycota; Exobasidiomycetes; Exobasidiales; Brachybasidiaceae
Exons: 1
Coding region: 112-273 (53 amino acids)
Source: RefSeq, a predicted model, not a curated record
GACUGAUCACGGAUGAUUACUUGCAACAGAGAAUGUCAGAACCGGGAAAUACAGACAACAAAGGUCCCAAAAAGACAAGACUAUUGGGUAUCACUGUAGUUGACCGAAAAGAUGCUUCAAAAUGAGCAUCAAUUGUAUCAUAAACAAGAAUGGAGUGCACUUUUCAUGCUCAUUGGUCGUAUGAGCGGCUUUGACAGACUAAGAAUUACAUGCGUGUACCUGACAUACUUCUCAGUUAAAGAAGUCGAGAAUGUGAUGGCAAUUAGCAUAUGAAGUUCAA